This is a messenger RNA of Paramecium tetraurelia, 1557 nucleotides long. RefSeq lists its product as uncharacterized. NCBI's taxonomy places the organism in Eukaryota, Ciliophora, Oligohymenophorea, Peniculida, Parameciidae. The record is from RefSeq and is a predicted model, not a curated record. The transcript is spliced from 4 exons.
AUGAAAUUAUCAAUUCGCAGAUCCUUGCACCUUCAUAAACAUGAAUGGCAAGAACACAGUGACAACCUUUCAAUUGACAGUCUAUAAAAUGUUCAAUCAGAAAUCCUGAAUGAAGAACCCAGUCCAUUCUCGCUUCCAAUAUUUCUAAUACCAUUAGUCUACGCAACAUUUAUCCUCAUUCUUAUGAUUCAAGUGUACCAUCAAUAGCAACCAUAAAAAGAUCCAUCCAGUGCUUCUGCCACCUUGAAAACACUCCAAGAAAACCUAGCUUCAUCACCAAUACUUGAUAUUCAAAAUACCAUUCAAAUUAAUAGACUCCAUAGACAUUAUUAGAGUUGUCCAUAUGGAUUUGAAAUUACUACUAUUGGCACUUGGGAAGGAGUCAAUUCAGGUUGUCUAUGUUCAAAUGGGGAAUUAAAAGAAAGAUCAUAUUGUUUUACUCAUUUCAAAUCUGAUUGUCAGAGUGUUCCUUAUUAUAAAGGAUAACAAUUCUAAUAUUGGAAAGGAGAAAUGUUGUGUGUAGAAUUUGCAAAGAAAUGGAAAUGGGUAGGUAAUUAGGAUUGUCCAUCUAAUUACUAUAAAUGUGGUGCUGGUAUUUGCAUAUCAUCAUCUAAUUCCAAAUGUCCACUAACAGAUUUAAUUGAAACCCAAACUCAAACUGAAAAAUAGAUUAAAAUUGGGUCAAAAUAUUUCAAUAAGUACCGUAACGGUUCAACUCCAUUAAUUAAUUUUUAAAUCGUUCCUGGUGUUCAUCCUAAUUCUAUGUGUUUUAAUUCUAAAGUUUAACCAAAAUUUUAAAGUGGUAAGUAUUAUCCAUUAGCAAUUGUUCCUGAAAAGGGUUGUGACAAAUAUGGAAACACAUUUAAUUAUUCAAAAAUCAUAGAUUCAGAUUAUUAGUUAAAUGUUUAUGAUGAUAAUGACUUCACUAAUUUUUAAAGCAUACCAUACUUUUUAGAUUAUAUCGAUAGUAUUGAUACUUACACCUUAUAAUUGAUGAGUAGAAUAACUAUUAAUUCAACAAAUCCAGAAUGUAACAUUGUGGAUCCAGAUAGUAUCAAAAAGAUGAGAUUACAAGGAGAAAUUAUUAAUUCUUAUAGUAGAUAUGUAAGCAAAAUCUCCUUAAUUUUAACAACAGUUUUAUUAAUUACUUCCUUUUUGUUUUAUUUACUUAAAGAUGUAAAUUUCAUUUCAAUAGAUUUUACUAAAUUUUAACAUAUUGAAUAUUAAUUGAUAAUAACGUUUAUUUUGUGUAUGAGUAAUAUGGCAUUGGGUAUAAUUUAUUACACACAAGCUGAUGGUUUAAAAGGAAUUGAUGGCUAGAACAGAAUCUUUCAUGAAUAUCAAAAAUAUAAUUGUUUUACAGAUGAAGGGAUUACAAUUGCUGUGAAAGAAGUAAUAACAUUUGCAGAGCAUUCAUACUUAAACACAGAACCACUUGUAAAAGGAUGCUUUUAUGGAAGUAUAUUUUUCAUAAUAAUAAUAACGAUCUUAUUAUUUCUACAAUAUAAAAGAGUUUAAUAAUUCUUUAUUAAACCUUGGAAAAUAACGCAAAAUUGA